Limulus polyphemus (Atlantic horseshoe crab) is the source of this 3138-nucleotide messenger RNA. RefSeq lists its product as uncharacterized. The transcript has 3 exons. Gene Ontology annotation, molecular function: protein binding. The record is from RefSeq and is a predicted model, not a curated record. NCBI's taxonomy places the organism in Eukaryota, Metazoa, Arthropoda, Merostomata, Xiphosura, Limulidae. The coding region runs from base 138 to 2900 and encodes 920 amino acids.
AUGAGUGUAUAUGAGACGGAGCGAGAGUAACAGAACUCAAGUACGCGCGUUUCUCUCGGCACGCGAGUCCAGGUUCUGUACAGGAUUUCAAUCAACGUGGACCAAGUCAGUUUGGACAUCAGUCUAGAUGACGGAAGAUGAGGAAGAACAUUACAAGGCAAUGGGAACUCCUGGUAGUUGUCGUGUCCAUGGUUUUAAAGAUGACAUUAGUGUUCAGCGUACUUCAGGUGAGGACUCCAAAAUGCCAAUUAAACAUGGAUAGCCUCUUGAUUAAUUGUAAUAAAACAACCCUCGAUGACAUUAAGCUUUACUUCCACGAGCUGCAGGUGCCAGCCAACAUCACUGAAGGGCCAGAAGGGAUCGUAAUAGAAGACUCUCGCAUUUUCUAUCUACCGCCUAUUUUCUCAAUCUUCAACAGCACCUUGGAGACACUAAGAGUAGUUCACAGCCAACUAGAGCACGUCGAUCCGGGCACCUUUUUGUACCUGGAGCUUCGAAUUUUAGACUUAUCUCACAACAAGCUCAGAUCCAUUCCCCAUUCUGUCACUGUGCUCCACUCCCUCCAAGUGCUAAACCUGGAACACAACAACAUAAUGUCAAUGUGGACCGUCUAUCACCGUUUGACCAAUCUCCGUGAACUGAACCUGGCUUACAACCAAGUAAAGUUCAUCGAUUCGGAAAAUGAAAGUCAGCUUAUAGCAACUACUACUAACAGCUUGCAGAUUCUGAACUUACGAGGUAACAACUUGACAACAGUCCCUGACCAAUUCCUAAAAGGACCACUGAUGAAGCUUAAAUCUCUGGACCUCAGCGAAAAUCAACUGAGCAUUUUCACGAAAGUGCAUUUUUCCUUACUGCCAAACUUACAAACCCUCGACUUGCAUUCCAAUCGACUUACUAGAGUCCAUCAGUUUUCUUUUGCUGUUUCGUUGAAACAAUUGGAUCUCACAGAUAACCCUCUCCAUUGUGACUGUGACGUAGCUUGGAUUCUAGAGUGGCUCAAGACAACUAACAUGACCAUUUUACUUCCAAAAUGCUUUUCACCUCCUCACAUAAAAAGUCAAAAAUUGUCUGAAGUCCAGCCUGACGUCAUAUGUCCAAGCCAGUUUAACCACUCAACAGCAGAGUCUUUGAACUCUGUGACAGACAAAUUAGGUCAGUACGAAUUUCUGGAUUUAGAUAGUACGGCCAGCAGCAUAUCAGCUUCAUGGAAGGUCCUUCUCACCGAUAAAACUAACCACAACUGGGGGCUCUUGUACAGGAAAACACAAGAUAAUCCCUACAAAAUGACCUUAAUCCCUCACCAGCAAAGUCAUUAUUAUAUAGUGAAGAACCACUAUAGCUCAGGUAACAGACAACAAGAGAUAAUCUACUCUGAUGAAAUUAAGAAUCUCAGCCCAGAGACUAAUUACAGUAUUUGUGUGGGACUUAUGGAAGAGGGUCAACUUCUAGUAGAGCCAAAGAAAUGUCAACGUGUCCAAACAAAGCCCCUUUCCUUGUCUACAAAUGAAGUAACCCAAUAUAACAAUGAAGACAUUUUAGCCACAGACCAGAAGCUGAACAACAAGGAGGUUUUGAUGACAAUGGAUAUAACACCUAACACAGUAACAAUCCGCUGGGAGAUAGUCAAGUUCCCGGCAUCAAGCCAGUUAUUAAAGCAUAAAGCAUCAUGGGGAAGCAGUCAUGAACGUCUUCAGUGGAUGAUCCGAGUUCGAAGAUUUACCACUUCCAAUUUCACUGAAAUGAAGAUCAGCAAACCUACAUUCUUGAAUUUAACAAAACUUGCCUAUGAAUACACAGUAAAGGAUCUACAACCUUCUACUGGCUAUGAAGUUUGUCUGAUUGCCAUGAUUACAGAUAUCAGAAAUAAAUUUGAUGAAAAUUAUUAUAUAAACUGUAGGGAGAUAGAAACCAAUGAAAAGAAGGUGUUUCCUAUGACAGAGGUUGCUGUGGCAACAUCUGUGGCAACCUGCACAACCUUCGUGGUCAUAGUUAUUGCAUUUUUCUGUUGUCCAAAGUCUAUUUUCAGAUGUCAGUCCAAAACCAUCCAGCUUUUAAAACGUACUAAGUCAGAAAAGACGUGGGAAGCAGAUACAAAUAAAAAUAAAAAGGCAUCAGAGGGUGGGUGUGGAGAAGAGCCUGACAAGAUUAGAUCAACCACAAUCUUUCCAAAAGAAAGGAGUGAAGAUACGAAUGAGAAAGAAGAACACAGAAGUAUUGUCCAACUCAAUAAUCCAGAUGAGAGAGAGACGAUUUCUCGCUGCGACGAUGUAAGACCUACUCUUCCAACUCGAUACACAAAUCCAAGAAUUGGUAUCAGAGAACAAUGUAUUCCAAUUAGCUCAAGUAUUUUCAGAAGUUCUAGUUAUAAGGCUAUCCCUAGUGGAAGUCUCAUCCCUCGACUUCCUCCCAGAGGUAGCCAAAAUUAUAUUAGUCUCCAACAUAGAAAUUUCAAUCAGGGUUAUUUUUCCACCAGAAAUACCUCCAGCCGCUCUCUCCCUUACAUUAACCCACAGGAAAUAGAAUACAUUGGAGGACAAAAAGUCCAAGUCUUUGUGCGAGGGACGAGAACCCUACCAAGAAAUACUCAGACACAAUCAAAAAGUCAAACCAUUCCAUUUCACCCUCGUUUUAGCCUGCCGAAUAACUUCAAGUCUCGAGAGCGUCAUCUACCCCAACAGAGUAAUCAUACUGAUGAGGAUUCUUCCUAUGAUUCGGACAGCCAGUGCGAUCGAAGUCUGGUAAGUGUUUCCACAGAAAAGUUGUGGCAUCGACCACCAGAUUCCAACAAUAACCCCAUAAAUUCUGUGAGCUCUCGGUCUAGCACUAUUCAGUGCGGUAGACCCUCUGUAGCCAUCGCUCAAAUUCAUUCCAAACCAUACUAUAUUGAGCACGUGUGACACAAGUUAAAAUGUAUUGAAAUCAGCAAAAGGUGCUGUUGUUGUUUUUUGUAAAAUUCUCGAUGAACAUCUAGCAGAAAGGACUUUAGGUUUUCACAAAGAAACUGAAAGUCCGUGUGUUCAACUUAUAUCUGCAGUGCUUAUUAGAAACUGCCUAUACAUGAAUGGAUUUAUGAAAGUUGUCCAGUAUCGAAUAGUAUGUACAUUUAUCGUUUUAAUCAUUAAAGUAUCUAAGUUU